Messenger RNA from Penicillium atrosanguineum, 1173 nucleotides. RefSeq lists its product as uncharacterized. The transcript has 6 exons. Bases 1 to 1173 code for a protein of 390 amino acids. Gene Ontology annotation, biological process: transmembrane transport. The record is from RefSeq and is a predicted model, not a curated record. NCBI's taxonomy places the organism in Eukaryota, Fungi, Ascomycota, Eurotiomycetes, Eurotiales, Aspergillaceae. Gene Ontology annotation, molecular function: transmembrane transporter activity.
AUGAACACCACCAGCCAGGAACGGCCGAAUUACCUAAGCUUAAGCGGCUUGGUCUGGGGACUUGGGACGGUCCUGGGUCCUGUUGUCGGCGGUGGCUUUGAGCUAUAUACCUGGCGCUGGGCAUUCUACAUCAACCUGCUGUUUGGCGCCAUCUUACUGCCAACCUUUAUAUUCGUUAUUCCAUCUAACGACCCGCUACCAGGGACGUCACGAUGGCGGAAACUGGCCAGCUUCGACUGGGUGGGCACCAUAAUCAGUGUCGGAGCAUUCACCACUCUGGUUAUGGCCAUCAACUUCGGCGGGACCCUAUAUCCAUGGAAUAGCGGGCAGACAAUUGCCCUAUUUGUUUUCUCCGGAGCCCUGUGGAUUAUUCUCGGCCUCCAACAAGGCUUUGUUAUCGCCACUUCGCUCGAGAGGCGCAUUUUAAUAAUUCAUCUGUUUGCUCAGAAGGAGCCAGUCUUACUCUUUAUAUCUUGUGCGGCAGUUGGCGCGGUAUCUUAUAUCAGUGUCUAUUAUAUUCCUAUUUAUUUCCAGUUCACUCAAGGAGAUAGCGCGAUCAGAUCUGCCGUCCGCCUACUCCCAUUUAUAUUCCUGCUAAUCACCACUAUUCCAACUAGGGGAGCCAUGAUAUCUCAUAUUGGCUACUACAAACCCUGGUACCUAGGCGGCAGCAUAGUUGCCCUAAUCCCGGCUGUUUUGAUGUCUACUAUUGUCAAUGCAGAUACCCCAUCGGGCAUGAUUUAUGGUCUCGAAGUCUUACUCGGACUCGGAGCUGGCGCCUACGCCCAGGCCGCGUUUGCAGUCAUUCAGGCUGUUGUAACCCCGGCCGAUGCGCCUAACGGGCUGACUCUUAUGUUACUGGCUCAACUAAGCGGUAUGACGCUGGGCCUAUCCAUCAGCGGUGCCGUAUUCGUCAACGUCGCGUCGAAUGACCUAUUCGCCCUACUCCCGGAAUACCCACAAUCUCAAGUCAGGCAGAUCGUCUCUGGAACCAGUGGCCAGCUGCUCUCGUCGCUGUCUGAGACGCUACGCGAUCAAGCGCUUGCUAUCAUUGUGUCAGCAUGGCAGAAUAUUUUCAUCUGUGUGUAUGUGGCCGCUGCCGCAAGCUUAGUAUGCUCGGUCUUUAUGGCGCAUAAACGGUGUAACGUCUCGGCCGCCGCCGGCGGUGCGUGA